GACGAAACCAAAUGCUUAAUCGGCUUACUGUCAAGACGAAUAAGUCUAUCGUAAUUAGAUAAACUAUGAUCCGACUAAUCCACGAAUUUACAUAUGUAAAUUACCACAUAUAUUCCUUCGUUACCCCACUAGCUAGUACUAAUGAUUUUUCUCAAAAUAGUGGUAUCAAUAUCAUCAUCAACCAUAAUAAUAUCAUUUAUAUAGUAAUACCUAACAAACCAUUAUCUCUGUCUUUAUCUUUCUUUGUUUUAUUAUCUUCCUAGCUAGUAAUAAAAAGCAUUUCUCAAGUCAAUAAUAAACCAAAGAAAACAGUGAGGGAGGGCGAGGCGAUGCAUUACCACGGCUGCUGCUGCGGACGGUGUAGGGUAUCGACGUCUCCAUUGCCGGUAAUAGUCAUGAUCACGGUGGCGCUCGUCCUCUUAGCCCUUUCCUCCGCCGUGAAAUUCGAAGUUGCUGUCUCCUCAGGCGAAGAUGUGCUGAGCUGGCUUCUCCUCGCCGCGGUUCCCUUGGCUCUGCUCUUUGCCGUGAGAUGUCUCUCUUGUCUUGAAACGUCCAAGCGAUCUACUUACUACUGUCCUUGUGGUCGCUGGAGAUGCGUUUGCUACUACUAGUUCUGAUCUCGCGAGGUGAUCAAUGACAACAGUUAAAGCAAAGGAAAAUAAGGAAAAUUGACAAUGACGCUCCACCUACAUAUUGUCUAGGUGUACCCCAUUGGCCAUUACGAAAGAGAAAAGCAACACAAAUUUCUUACAGUAUUUAAUUAGAAAAUGACCAAUUAUCUGUAUCCACGUUAGCUUUAAAUUAUCUGUAUAACUCAUCUCUUACAUUUGAAAUUCCAAAAAAAACAUCUCUAAGAAAAGAAAAGAAAAAUGUAAUUCUUUAGAUAGAUACAUGGAAAAACUGGAUCAAGUGAAAGAAUACACACAAAAUUCUAGUCUUUAUAGUAAGACACCGAGCUCAUUUUUAUAGUAUCUAAUUGUAUGUCAUUAUAUUUUAUUUUCUAA
Arabidopsis lyrata subsp. lyrata is the source of this 1004-nucleotide messenger RNA. RefSeq lists its product as uncharacterized. Bases 330 to 611 code for a protein of 93 amino acids. The transcript is spliced from 2 exons. NCBI's taxonomy places the organism in Eukaryota, Viridiplantae, Streptophyta, Magnoliopsida, Brassicales, Brassicaceae. The record is from RefSeq and is a predicted model, not a curated record.